Staurois parvus is the source of this 372-nucleotide messenger RNA. NCBI's taxonomy places the organism in Eukaryota, Metazoa, Chordata, Amphibia, Anura, Ranidae. The record is from the annotation of a GenBank genome assembly.
CAGAUAUAGUGAAUACCGGGUCUGGGGAGACUGGAUAUAGUGAAUGCAGGGUCCGGGGAGACCGGAUAUAGUGAAUGCAGGGUCCGGAGAGAGCGAAUAUAGUGAAUGUGGGGCCCGGGGAGACCAGAUAUAGUGAAUGCAGGGUCUGGAGAGAGCGAAUAUAGUAAAAGUGGGGCCCGGGGAGACCAGAUAUAGUGAAUGCAGGGGUCCGGGGAGACCGGAUAUAGUGAAUGCAGGGUCCGGGGAGAGCGAAUAUAGUGAAUGCAGGGUCCGGGGAGACCGGAUAUAGUGAAUGCAGGGUCCGGGGAGAGCGAAUAUAGUGAAUAAGGGGUCUGGGGAGACCGGAUAUAGUGAAUGCAGGGUCUGGGGAGA